AUGGGCCGUCUUCAUUCCAAGGGAAAGGGUAUCGCUUCCAGCGCCAUCCCCUACUCGCGCGCUCCUCCCGCAUGGCUCAAGACCACUCCCGAGCAGGUCGUCGACCAGAUCUGCAAGCUCGCCCGUAAGGGUGCCACCCCUUCCCAGAUCGGUGUUGUCCUCCGUGACUCCCACGGUGUCGCCCAGGUCAAGGUUGUCACUGGUAACAAGAUUCUGAGAAUCCUCAAGUCCAGCGGCCUCGCCCCUGAGAUCCCCGAGGACCUCUACAUGCUUAUCAAGAAGGCUGUUGCCGUCCGCAAGCACCUCGAGCGCAACCGCAAGGACAAGGACUCCAAGUUCCGCCUGAUUCUCAUCGAGUCCCGUAUCCACCGUCUUGCCCGUUACUACAAGACCGUCGGUGUCCUUCCCCCCACCUGGAAGUACGAGUCCUCGACCGCCUCCACCCUCGUCGCAUAAGCGGCUCACGACUGAGAAACGUCGAGAGGAGGAGCAAGCGUGGAUACCACAUGGCGUUCAGGGCAUGUGUAUUUGGAAGGUCGCCGGAGUUUGCACUAGCUCGUUGCAAAGGGAUGAAAAAGUAAAUGAACGACCAGGGCCGAAUUUGGACCCUCACCAAGAAACCAU
Molecule: messenger RNA, 624 nt
Organism: Aureobasidium subglaciale EXF-2481
Lineage: Eukaryota; Fungi; Ascomycota; Dothideomycetes; Dothideales; Saccotheciaceae
Exons: 4
Coding region: 1-456 (151 amino acids)
Biological process (GO): translation
Cellular component (GO): ribosome; cytosolic small ribosomal subunit; nucleolus
Molecular function (GO): small ribosomal subunit rRNA binding; structural constituent of ribosome
Source: RefSeq, a predicted model, not a curated record